AGGGAGUAAGUAUUGUUUUUUUUUUUUUUAAACUCGGGAGUGAAAUUUCAUUCCUCCUGUCAACUUUUGAGAAAGAAAGUAAGCUGAGAAUAUAAAUAAAUACGAAAAAGAUUUCUUGAAAAGGUUUUAAGGAUGAGAUGCCUGGCAAUCGUCACUCUGCUAUUUAGUGCAUAUGCUUUAGUGCAUAGUAACUGUGAUUUAUCUAAUGCAAAAAGAGAUGUGGACUUUCCUGAUAUAGAAAAAGAUGGCAUAGAAUCGUACCAGCUUUCUGUGGAAUACACAAUUCCAAAUGUUCAACAAACCAAUUACUACACUGAAUAUUAUGAUCUUGUUGAGAGACGAGGCAGAAUAGAUGCCCAUCAAGAAGGGAAAAGUUUAUCUUAUAUGUACUGGACACAGACCAAUGAAGCAUGGGAAAUAACGGAACAAACAUGCACAUUUAAGAACGCCACAGAUACACCCGAUAUGGAGAGUCAAGACAUGAUAGAUUGGCGGUACAGUGUUGAAGGUGAUGAUGAAAAAAGAACAUUCGGACCUUCCGCCAUGUUCAAGAUUGCAAGAGAUGUUUGGAACAGUACAUCGAGGAAUUAUAAAAUGGCAUACAUGGGUAAAACUGAUUUCACUAUUAGAGGUCUCAAAGCCCAGUAUUGGAGGAGGUGCAGUGGAAAUGACAAUUCUUACGUUGAUUAUUAUUUCACGACUGACGAUGAGCAGGAUCCUCUCGGAACCGAUUUGAAAAGAAUACCCCUGAGGGUGUAUUUCGGUGGCAAGAAAGACGGAAUGGGAGAAGAAACUUCAAUUCAACAAUACGAAAUCAUCACAUUGCAACCUUUCAUCUCGAGGAACGUCUAUCCAUUCCAACUUCCAAAAGGUUAUGGUUGCAAGAGAGGAAACUUGGAAGAUACUCCGGAAUUGCCAGACUUUGGAGACACUAACCUGCAAUUCGGCGCUGAGGUUAUCUACAGGAAAGUAAACUACCAAAACGAAGAUAUGGAAUACUGGAGCUAUUACAGUACUCUUACAAUGGCUUUUGACAUUGAAUCUCAGCACAUAGCAUACUAUUACACUCCCUGGAAUACCACCAAACCUCAGCCCGGCGAAGAACCAUCAGUGUUAUCUCCGGAAUACGUCAUCUAUGACAUGAAGCACAAGUAUGCUUACAAAACUGAUUUGGUGACAGGUGCCUGUUCCAUCUCAAGAUCAAAAUCCUUCUAUCCUACUUACAAGCUUCCGAACAAAGGGGGUGAGUUGAUACUGACAGAUGGAUCCAUUCUCUUUCCCUUAUCAGGAAUGUCCUACUUAUCCGAGGGAAUAAAUAGAGGCCUAAAGGUGAACGUUUUCGAAGAAAUAAUUGAAAAUUACAUCUUGAACAAUGCUACAGAAAUCACUGUUCCUCAAGCAAUCAUCACACAUUCUUAUUUAAAAGAUGAUGAAAUGAUAAGAAGUUCUGAGUCCGUUAAAAAUGCUUUAGUUCAAAUCCAAGUCAUCCUGAAUGGCAGAGAAGAUAAGGUAUCAGAGUUAUUGGUAUUCAACUUUUUCAACUUCGAUACUGAAAUAAAAAAUAGAAGAUUCAUUUUCGAUGUUCAACGAUGCUUCAAAAAUGAUAAUGACUAUCUAUGGGUUACUAUUGGUUUUAAUGCAGACGAAGCAACAUUGAUGAAAAUCAGGGAUGAUGUCCCGAGCAUUCAAUCGAACAUUAUGAAUAGCCUUUACUCUACUUCUGAAUUAAACCCUGUUAGAGUACCUACCAUUCUCGUGGAUAUUAAAGAAGGAUUAUUUGUGACAUUAUUGAUACUAGGGAAGCCUCCAGUUCUUUGGGAUUUCUUGGAUCCGGAAAAGGGAAAAACUCUGAGAGGAGCGUCUGAUGUGGAUGGAGUUCAAGAUAAAGGAUCUUGUGCUACCAAGUGUCUGGAAGAGGAAGACAAUUGCUGGUAAAAAUUUAAUU
Parasteatoda tepidariorum (common house spider) is the source of this 1945-nucleotide messenger RNA. Lineage: Eukaryota; Metazoa; Arthropoda; Arachnida; Araneae; Theridiidae. The record is from RefSeq and is a predicted model, not a curated record.